This is a messenger RNA of Peromyscus leucopus (white-footed mouse), 469 nucleotides long. RefSeq names its product PDZ domain-containing protein 11-like. The record is from RefSeq and is a predicted model, not a curated record. Gene Ontology annotation, cellular component: basolateral plasma membrane; synapse; cell-cell junction. The transcript has a single exon. Gene Ontology annotation, molecular function: protein binding. Gene Ontology annotation, biological process: protein localization to basolateral plasma membrane; neurotransmitter secretion; maintenance of epithelial cell apical/basal polarity. Lineage: Eukaryota; Metazoa; Chordata; Mammalia; Rodentia; Cricetidae. Bases 30 to 383 code for a protein of 117 amino acids.
GGAGGCCUGUUUGCCGGGCUUUGCCUGAAAUGGACACCUGGAUCCCUUAUGAUGACUACCCAGUGGUUUUCCUGCCUGCCUAUGAGAAUCCUCCAGCAUGGAUUCCUCCUCAUGAGAGAGUGUACCACCCAGAGAACAACAAUAAGUUGAUCCAGUAUCUGCCCCAAAUUGUCACACUGAAGAAGCCCCCUGGUGCUCAGUUGGGAUUUAACAUCCGAGGAGGAAAGGCCUCCCAGCUAGGCAUCUUCAUCUCCAAGGUGAUUUCAGACUCAGAUGCACAUCAAGCAGGACUUCAAGAAGGGGACCAAGUUCUAGCUGUGAAUGAUGUGGAUUUCCAGGAUAUUGAGCACAGCAAAGCUGUUGAAAUCCUGAAGACAGCCUGAGAAAUCAGCAUGCAUGUGUGCUUCUUUCCUUACAAUUAUCAUUGGCAAAAGGAGAGGACUGUGCACUAGAGACUUGCAGCCCCCAG